Topomyia yanbarensis is the source of this 2118-nucleotide messenger RNA. RefSeq names its product NAD-dependent protein deacetylase Sirt2-like. NCBI's taxonomy places the organism in Eukaryota, Metazoa, Arthropoda, Insecta, Diptera, Culicidae. The transcript has 5 exons. Bases 99 to 1655 code for a protein of 518 amino acids. Gene Ontology annotation, molecular function: NAD+ binding. The record is from RefSeq and is a predicted model, not a curated record.
UUCUGUGAAUUUCAUCGUUCAUUGAAUGGGUAUGAGAAUUUUAGGCCCUGAUCUCCCUGCAGAGUAAAUGCAGAGGUGAUAGUAGAAUCAAUGAGUAAAUGCAGAGAUUUUCCAAAAGGCCCCUGCCUAAUUUCGCGAUCUCAACAAGUCUUCGGCUCAAUAGCAACAUAAUGUCAGCAGAAACUCCGGCUCCGAACACAAAUGGUAGCGGAGGUUCAAAAAGCAGCUUUGUUGAGCCAACAAUAGUGUCGAAUAGUAAUGCUACCGAUGGAAAUUAUCGGAAAGAGAUCACUGCAAAACCAACUGCUUUCGAACAGGUAGAUGACGAAAGCGACGGCAGUUCACUGGACCAAGCUCCGUCAUCAGGAACGCACCCACCGGACUUUUCGCAAUUCGACGACAGCGAGGAUGAUGACCAUUAUCACAGUGGAAGCGGUCUGCAUUCGGAUACAAUCAGUAUUGAACGAAUUCGGCAGUAUUUAUCAGAUAAGCUUGGGUUCUACACAUCGGACAAGUAUGACGAUAAGGAAAAUGCUCCUAGACGCAAAAUACUGGAAACUGUAGAUAUCGACGGUGUCAUCAAACAUUGGCGGAACGGUGGUUUCAAAAAAAUCGUCACAAUGGUUGGAGCAGGGAUAUCUACAUCUGCCGGAAUACCAGAUUUUCGUUCUCCAGAUACCGGGUUGUACAACAACCUAUGGAAGUACAAUCUACCAUAUCCUCAAGCUAUUUUUGAGUUAGAAUACUUCUAUCAAAACCCAAAGCCUUUCUUCCAAUUAGCAAAGGAACUAUACCCGGGUACGUUCAAACCAACUCCGUCACACUAUUUCGUAAAGCUACUUGAGCAGAAAGGACUUCUUAUCCGACAUUACACACAAAACAUAGACACUCUUGAGCGGAUUGCCGGCAUCAACGAGGAUAAAAUCGUAGAAGCUCACGGAACAUUUUUUACUAAUCAUUGUCUGCAGUGCAAAGCUGCGUAUUCCCUCGAGUUUGUAAAGGAAAAAAUCUUUGCUGAUGAAAUACCAACGUGCUCCUGUGGCGGUGUAAUUAAGCCAGAUAUUGUUUUCUUUGGGGAAGGUUUGCCGGAACGGUUCCACGUUCUACCACAUAAAGACUUCGCAGAGUGUGAUUUGUUGAUCAUUAUGGGGACAUCACUAACGGUGCAACCCUUUGCAUCACUUGUCGAGUAUGUAACCGAUGACUGUGUGCGGCUGUUGAUAAAUAGAGAUAAAGUAGGUGGAGGUGGAUUUGGCAUUUUUCGAGCAAUGAUGUAUGGUGAAGGAUUAUGUUUUGAUUUGCCUGGCAAUAGACGAGACGUAGCAUGGACUGGAGGCUGCGACGAUGGCUGUUUCAUGCUUGCAGACAGGCUGGGACUAGGGGAUGAGCUUCGUGAGAUGGUCAAGCUAGAACAUGCCAAGCUGAAAGGAAUUCGGCCGGAAACUAUACCGAAUUCAUCGACUGUGUCUCCCAAACAUACGGUUGAAGCUGUAAACAAUGACACAACUGUUAACUUGGAGAACGCAGUGUCCCACGAGGUUCUAAGUACAGUCGCUCUGGAAAUCGCAACGCAAUCGGAAAACUCGCAACAGCAAGAAAUGAACGACCUUGGGGAUAAAAAGUCAAAGGACGACGACAAUGGACAAAUUAACUAAACAACGGAUACACAAAGUCACUGGUUUUAAAAGAGUGAAACAACUUGGCUGCAUAGUAUAAUCUUAGCAAUCAAACGCCAAUUAUAAAAAGUGAAAUGCCGAUAAAUCGUGCACUAAGGGGACAAGGGGUUUACUAAAAAUUGUGAAUAAAAAAACGUAUUGGUAUAUAUGAAGGAAAGAGGGCCAAUAGUGUAGUAUGAACAGGUAGUGUAUGGAUAGUCUAAUGUUUAUAAGAAUUCCACAUAACCAAUUGAAAAAAGAAAUAUUUUAUAAUGUUGACAAUUUUAGAUCUGUAGUCUAUUCUAAUUUUCGGACCAUAAUGAAUAUUUCAAAUUCCAUUUUCAACGCUAAUUGUGCAACUUAAGCUACAGUUUCUAUUAUUUUUAUCCGGUUUAAUUCAAUAGACAGUGACCGUAGGUUUAAAACAUCUUCAACACUGGUGAAAUAAAUAAUUCUUAUGGAA